Cajanus cajan (pigeon pea) is the source of this 1750-nucleotide messenger RNA. Its product is annotated as F-box protein At5g49610. Gene Ontology annotation, molecular function: protein binding. The record is from RefSeq and is a predicted model, not a curated record. Lineage: Eukaryota; Viridiplantae; Streptophyta; Magnoliopsida; Fabales; Fabaceae.
UUUCUUCUCUUCUUAAAAGUUGAAAGUUCUAAUGAGAAUGAUAGUUUACUAGCACGAAUGUCAGUAAUGGUUGAGGAUGGUUAAAAGUAGUAUUUGUUAUCUGUGAUAGCUAUGGCAAAGUUUUGGACAAAUAUUCGUGAACAGUGUCACUAAGAAUGUUGUCAGUCUAUUUUGGAUCAAUACGUGGAAUGUGGGGAUGAACCCCUGUCGUGAACAGGCCAUUCAAUUUCAUUUCGUGUUUAAUCGGAAAUCCAAAAUUCAAUGUCAGACAACUUGUUUCCCGAUGAAAUCCUGGUAGAAAUCCUCAAAAGACUUCCAACAAAGAGCCUUGUGAGAUUCACCAGCGUGUGCAAAUCAUGGCGGUCUCUCAUCACCGACCCUUCCUUCAUCUCCAUCCACCACCGCCACUCCCCCUCCUCUCUCCUACUCCACUCCGGCAACCACCUCACCCUCCCCCACCGCCGCCACUCCUCCGCCCUCCUCCUCCCCUCCUUCCCCCAUCGCGACUCUCCCGUCGUUGCCUUCUCUAACGCCCUCAUUUGCAUCGCCUACGGUGAGCAAUGCCAACCCCUCAUCAUUUGCAACCCUAGUGUUCGACGAUAUGUCACCCUACCCGCACCUUCCCACUACCCUUGUCACCACUUUUCUUAUAUCGCCUUCGAUUCCAGCAAAUGCGAUUACAAGGUGGUUAGAAUUUCGUGCAUGGUGGAUGACCAAAGCUUCGGCCUUUCUGCUCCCCAGGUCGAGCUUUACUCUCUCGCAACUGGGUUCUGGAGGACCCUUCACAGCAUUGCUCCUGUCUGUUACAUUGCCGGAGAUGCCCCCCACGGUUUUCACGAUGGGCUUGUUCAUUGGAUUGCCAAACGCUGCGUUAGUCAUGGUUGGUACUUUUUUGUUUUGUCCUUUUGUUUUGAAGAUGAGCUCUUUCGUGAGAUUGAGCUCCCUGAGAGCUUGGCUAGUGUGUCCUGGGAUAACCCAGUUACCGUUAAGGUUGUUGGAGGUGGCAAUGGGAAGACUCUUUCUGUGUACCAUGUGAGUGCUGGUUCCCCAUGCUCUUGCGACAUUUGGGUCAUGAAAGAGUAUGGUGUGGUGGAGUCUUGGAAUAAGGUCUUUGGUUUUGUUAUGAGUGGAUUUUGCUUGGAGGCACCAGCUUUGGGGAUGAUGCUCACUGACGUGGCAGUUCCGCCAUUAGCAUUGUAUGUUACGAACGGUGGAGAGGUGUUGCUGCUCAUGUAUGUGGCAGGAAAGAGGUGUUUGUUUUCGCUGGAUAUGGAGAGGAAAAGCUUUAAGGACCUUCAAAUUGAAGUAGGCACAGAUUAUGUUUAUUGUGGCCAUUAUUCUGAGAGCUUAGUUUUACUGAACAAAGCAAGUGGUUUGGUGUCUUAUUGAAGAGAAAUUGAUAUAGCCAUUGACAUGUUCUGUAAAAUAAUUUCAUCUGGCAACCUAACCAACCUUCAUAGCAGGAGGAGUAUCAUCGAGUUGCACUAUACAGACUGUUUAGUUGUGUGAAUUCAACAUGUUAUUUUCAAAUUCCAUAAAAGAAAUUAAUGGCACUGGGCAACUAAUAUGAAUUUGAAGAGUUCUGAAAUAUUUUUGUUGAACUAACCGAUAUGUCAUUUCUCUUUAAAAAAAAUGAUUUUUUUUCUGAUGAUUGUGAGAUAUAGCUAGCUGCUACAAUAUGCAAACAGAUAGCUGUUACAUCACCCACAAAACGAUAUAGAAUGUUGUCUUUUUUGUUUAACGGCUUGUG